Bipolaris oryzae ATCC 44560 is the source of this 555-nucleotide messenger RNA. RefSeq lists its product as uncharacterized. Lineage: Eukaryota; Fungi; Ascomycota; Dothideomycetes; Pleosporales; Pleosporaceae. Bases 1 to 555 code for a protein of 184 amino acids. The record is from RefSeq and is a predicted model, not a curated record. The transcript has a single exon.
AUGGCCUAUGCUAUCAAACGCUUGGUGACGUUGGCUAGUUACGUCCAAGGCGUCGGGGGAGAAUUCGAGGGAAUCGAAUGGAGCGACGACGAAGUCGAAGAAGAAUCAAUAGAGCCUCAUCUAUUCCCCAUCAACCAGCUUCAACUCGUCUGCCAGCAACUUCACCAAGAGACCAAAGCGCUUGACAUGCGAUACAACACCAUUUUCUUCACCAACAGCGAAGACAACAGUACCACAGCCCCCCAAAAAUGCGCCGCCUUCCUGCGUCGCCUCCGAGAAAAGCAAGCCAACCACAUGCGCGUCAAAGUCCUCAACACCGAAGAUAUCUGGCACCAAAACACCCAGAUCAUUUCGGAUCUCGUCCUCUUUUGCAAAAAAAACCCCCCACCCGGACACUCGCCUCGAUAUCCACUUCGAAACUAUCUACUGUUCCCCCCUGGCAAUACCGCACGGGGCGCCACGUUUGUCGAUGUCACGUUUGACAAGGCGAUUGCGCUUAGUAUCUGCGACAUGAAGCUGAAUGAGCUAGUAGUCCUGCCGUCUCAAGGCGAAUAG